Cuscuta campestris is the source of this 1379-nucleotide messenger RNA. Lineage: Eukaryota; Viridiplantae; Streptophyta; Magnoliopsida; Solanales; Convolvulaceae. The record is from the annotation of a GenBank genome assembly.
GCCGACUCCUUCCGGGAAAAAAAUGGCUAAAAUCGAGAAACAUUGGCAUUAUAUGUACUCUCGCCCAAUUUACGCAAAUGAAAAUGAAGAAAUGAAACCUAAAGCAAAGAGGAAUUACACGAAUUAGGAUUAUAUACAUCCAGAUCUGAGAUCAUCGAUCGUUGCUUCCAGUACAGACGAACUUCACUAGCGGAGCCGGAUCGAAGCAAAACGGUGCGGCCGGAUGUUUCCACUCCUUGACCGCCGUCGCCGUCGCCGUCGCCGAAGGCUUCUCCGCCUCUCUCUCCGCCUCCUUCUCCCGACUCGAAUUCGAACACAAUUCAACCGCUGCCGUCAAAUCGCUCGAAACAGGCGAUGUGAUCAAUGGCGAUAGAAGCGGUAUUGCCACAUUCCAAUCCGUGGCGCGGUUAAUCUGGAUCGACGCCGGAGCUUUCCUCUGCAACCGGCCGGGCUGUCGCCGCCGGUCAUCCGGUGAUUUUCUCGUAUUCUCCGCCAUCGUGGGAUAGAAAGGGUGGGCAAAUUCAUGAGCAUCAAUGGUCAAUCAGCUCUAAACAUCCAUCCAGAGAAAGAAGAAAGGGAAACCUGAAUUCCUAUCAUCGCCCACGCACUAUUCACAAACCAGGUUCAAAGGGCUAACUGCGAACCAUAUCCCAGUAAUCGUUGUGUAGAGCUGCAGAUUGAUCUUCAGAUCUGUGGAGUUCAAUUUCAGUGGGAGGAAGAUGAGCCAUCCUAGCCUGGGUCAGCAACAGCCCGAAGGAAGACAUGAGGAUGAUACUGCCAUUGCUGAAUUCCUCGCAUCGUUGAUGGAUUAUACUCCUACUAUCCCUGAUGAACUAGUGGAGCAUUACCUGGCUAGAUGUGGAUUUCAAUGUCCUGAUGUGCGGGUGAUUAGGUUGGUUGCUGUUGCUACACAGAAGUUUAUUGCAGAUGUUGCCACUGAUGCACUUCAGCAAUGCAAAGCAAGAACAGCUGGAACUGUAAAAGAUAAGCGAGAUAAACAGCAGAAGGAUAAACGACUAAUACUGACAAUGGAAGAUUUAUCAAAAGCUCUACGUGAGUACGGUGUAAAUGUCAAGCAUCAAGAUUACUUUGCGGAUAGCCCAUCUGCUGGGUUAGAUCCUAUGUCACAAGAAGAAUGAUUGAAUGCGUCCGAGAGGGGGAAAGCUCUUCAGAUGGCCAUAAAGGGUCGAUCUCGCCUCAAAUCUCGUACUUCAGUUUUUCUAUCCGUUAACAUAUGACUGACAUUUUAUUCUUUGUACAAUUGCCUUGUAUUUUCACUUGUGGUGAUAUUGCAGUUUAAUAUUUAUGGACAAUUUUUUAUUUGUGUAAAUCACUCUUUGUUCAAUGGUAUUUUAAUGUGAGGAUAAUCAGAAGUUUUU